Molecule: messenger RNA, 762 nt
Organism: Endocarpon pusillum Z07020
Lineage: Eukaryota; Fungi; Ascomycota; Eurotiomycetes; Verrucariales; Verrucariaceae
Exons: 1
Coding region: 1-762 (253 amino acids)
Source: RefSeq, a predicted model, not a curated record
AUGCCGGAUGUGGUCAAGAGCUCAGGAUGGAGGAGAAAGAAGAACCGUGAUGGUUAUACAAGCGGCAGUCAGAGGCUCUUAACUGGGCCAGAGAUGGCAGAGGAGGAUGCAGUUAAAAGAGAGAGAAGGGAGCUGGCACAGUCAAGAGAGAGGACGAAAGAGAUACAAAGACAGACACGUCGACGAGAGAAUAAACACGCAAAGGCACUGUUAACAACUAAUUUCGAGAAUAAUAAGGAUAAUGAUCAGCGUCCUUAUCAAUCCUCUGCCACCGCCACUAUCUCUCAUCGUCCUCCUCUACUACCGCCAGUUCAACCAUAUCAGUACUCUCAAGAGACACAAGCAUUGUUAGAUAAGACACAAGCAUUGUUGGAUAAAGCACAGGCUCGAGAAUCAUCUCCACCUCAACCGGAUUCAGAUGAGGAUGAGGACAAGCGAGAAAGAACUCCUCCUGUUAUUGAUGAUGCCGAUCCUUUGGAAUUAGAAAUUAUGGAAAGCGAAGGCCGACAAUUGUUUAAUUCAGGCGGUACUGCCCCCCCACUCUGGUCAUUGAUGCCUGAGUUCGCUGGAAUAACAAGGGCGGCGAGGCCAGGGACAGAGAGAUCGGAGAGGGAGAGAAAGUGGAAGUGCAAGAUGACUUCGCCUCCUCCUCCUCCUCAUCCGCCGCCGUCAGCUAUCCCCUUUCCCUCGUCCCAUUUCUUCAAACGCCCUCCCUGGUACGCCGUCCCCACCGUCACCACCACUCCCACUACCACAGGAUGA